Molecule: messenger RNA, 2859 nt
Organism: Dujonia railenensis
Lineage: Eukaryota; Fungi; Ascomycota; Pichiomycetes; Serinales; Debaryomycetaceae
Source: the annotation of a GenBank genome assembly
AUGCAAUUUACUGUCUUCUUUCUCUUAUUCCUCCACUCAGUUUGGGGAGUUAAGGACUACCUAUAUAAAUCGUGUGACAACUCGGGAUUCUGUUACAGAAACAGGCACUUCGCAAACCAGAUCAAAUCCAAAGAUGACUACGAGUCUAGAUAUUCCCUUGAUAUUGACACUUUGAGUGUAAGCGCAGGUCAAUUGAGUGCUAUUAUAGUCAAGGAGUUACCAAAUAAUUUACCUGCAGUGGAAUUGCCAUUGUCUAUUACAAUAUUAGAUGGGGGUAGCAUUCACGUCAAGAUUGAUGAGAAGAGAGAUAAGAAGAGCUUCUCAGGAAAGAUUGUAAACUUCAACAGAUAUGACGAAGCUUCCAAGUGGGCAUUCCAGUCAAAGACAUUGAGCUCUUCAAACUCUAGUGCCGUAAUUGAAGCUAAAUCUGAGAAUGGUGACGCUUUCUAUGAGUAUUCGUUUAGUGAUUACCUGUUCAAGUUUGAACUUGAUCCCUUCAAGAUCAUUGUUGCACGCCAGAAUGAAAUCCAAUUGAUUGUAAACGACCAAAACCUAUUAAAUAUUGAACACUUUAGAGCAAAAUCUGAAAAUAAGAAUCAUUUAACUCCGGAAGAAUCUGAUUUUGACCUGUUUUCAGAUUCGUUUGCUGAUGCUAAGGAUGAUACAAUUCCAAUUGGACCAGAAUCAAUUGCAUUGGAUUUCACAUUUAACAAUUAUAAAUAUGUUUACGGUAUUCCAGAGCACGCUGAUUCUUUGGUAUUGAAAGACACUACCUCGUCAGACCGUCCAUAUAGACUUUACAAUGUCGACAUAUUUGAGUAUGAGACUGACUCUAGAAUGCCAAUGUACGGAGCGAUCCCAUUCUUGUUGGCACUGAGGCCCGGAUCUUCACUUGGGUUGUUUUGGGUUAACAGUGCAGAUACCUUUAUUGAUAUUGAUAAAACGAGUGACGUCGGAUCGACCAAAACUCAUUGGAUCUCUGAAAAUGGGAUUUUAGAGUUUAUAAUCAUGGUUGGCUCUACGGCUAAUGAGAUCAACAAGAAAUAUGGUGAGAUAACUGGGUAUACUCAACUCCCACAGUUAGCGUCUUUAGGAUACCAUCAAUGUCGUUGGAAUUACAACGACGAAAAGGAUGUCUUAUCUAUCAAUAGCUUGAUGGACGAACACCGUAUUCCGUACGAUUACCUUUGGUUGGACAUUGAGUAUACCGACUCGAAGAAAUAUUUCACUUGGAAUAAAGAUACUUUCCCUAACCCCGAAAGAAUGCUUAAAGAGUUGGAUCAUACUGAUAGAAAUUUAGUUAUCAUUAUCGAUCCACACUUGAAGACUGACUACUUUAUUAGUAAUGAGGCAAUCAAUAAAAAACUUACAAUCAAUACUUUUGAAAAUAAACCAUACUACGGACAUUGCUGGCCGGGAGAAUCUGUAUGGAUUGAUACAUUAAACCCUCUGUCUCAGCAAUUUUGGGAUAAGCAGUUUGAAUAUUCCAAAAGGAAUGAAUUCAUGGGGAGGUUAUCUACAAACCUUCAAAUCUGGAACGAUAUGAAUGAACCAUCAGACUUUAAUGGACCAGAAACAUCCUCACCAAGGGAUUCUUUACACUAUGAUUUAUGGGAACAUAGAUCAAUCCAUAACGUGUACGGUUUGUCAUACCACGAAGCUACUUACCACGCAAUGAUCAAAAGAUUAGAGACCACAAAAAGACAAAGACCAUUCGUAUUAACUAGAUCUUACUUUGCAGGUUCCCAAAGGACUGCUGCAAUGUGGACCGGUGAUAAUAUGUCUAAGUGGGAAUAUUUGAAGAUAUCUCUUCCAAUGAUUAUAACUUCUGGAAUUCUGGGUAUGCCUUUCGCUGGAGCAGAUGUGGGAGGGUUCUUUGGUAACCCAUCGAAGGAAUUAUUGACAAGGUGGUAUCAGACUGGUAUUUGGUAUCCAUUUUUCAGAGCACACGCACACAUUGAUUCUAGAAGGAGAGAACCUUGGGUGCCAGGUGAACCUUACACUUCAAUUAUCCGUGAAUCAAUCCAAUUGAGAUACUCAUUAUUACCAGUAUUUUAUACUGCUUUCUACCAUUCCAGUAUUGAAGGAACUCCUGUGAUCAAACCUGUUUUCUACGAAUCUCCUGAGCACUUAGAAAAUUACGAUGUAGAGGACCAGUUCUUUAUUGGAAAUUCAGGUGUCAUGGUUAAACCUGUCACGGAAGAAAAUGCUGCACUGAUUGAGGUAUUGAUUCCAGACCUGGAAUUGUAUUAUUCAUUUGACAAUGGUAAUGCUUUGCCUAAUGCAACUACAGUGUCAGGUCCAACGUCUGUCACCAAGUCUGUUGAUUUACAUACUAUUCCUGUAUUCUUGAAAGGUGGCUCAAUAAUAGCUACAAAAUCCAGACAUCGUAGGUCCUCAAAAUUAAUGUUCCAUGACCCAUUUACCUUGACCAUUGCUUUAGACAAAAAUGGUAACGCCAAGGGUAAGUUGUACGUAGACGACGGAGAAUCAUUUGAUUUUGAAAAUUCAGGCGAAUAUUUAGAUAUAGAAUUUGAAUUAAGCAAUGAUUCGAGGAGUAUUACGAGUCGUGUCAUUUCAUCUCCAAAUAAUCUUGCCAAAGAGUUAGUAGAUGUCGUUUUUGAGAAAAUUGUCAUUCUUAGUGAUGGCUAUUUGCAAGAUUAUGAAAGUGCAAGUGUUGAACAAAACAACGAAAAGAAGGCCAUAUCAGUUACGACCGAAGGCAAGUUAAUAACCUUGGCAAAUUCUAAAAUAUCCAUCAUCUCGGAUUGGGUAAUUAAAUUUGGAGAAGAAGAUAUAGUAGAAGAUAUAAAAUUCGAUCAAGUGAAUGAAGAAAAUGGUUUGCACGACGAAUUAUGA